Molecule: messenger RNA, 723 nt
Organism: Acaulospora morrowiae
Lineage: Eukaryota; Fungi; Glomeromycota; Glomeromycetes; Diversisporales; Acaulosporaceae
Source: the annotation of a GenBank genome assembly
AUGGAGGACCUCAAUUUUGAAAUCUCAUCCGUUGUUCCCAGUACUGACCCCACAUCGGACCCAACUACAGACUUUUUAGCGAGAGAACAAGCAGUUCUGGGAGAUGACGCAGCACUAUUUUCGACACCUAGCGACCCCAUUGAAAUCAGUUCUUUUCCUGAUAUUUCUUCAUCAGCGAAUGACCUUUUUGUUCCGCCCACUAGCUCUGUAACAUUAAACAAUACUUUACCUGAUUACUCCGUCAUUCAUUCCGAAUUUCCCUCAGUAGAGAUUGAAAAUACUCAGAUUUCUUAUUCUGGUACCAACGGUCUGCUGACAUCAAAUGGACAUCCAAUAUAUCAAAAUUUUGAAGAAGAACCUGAGGCAAUUCGGCAAUGGAAGGAACGACAGAGAGAAAUUAUUUCUAGACGAGACCAAGAAUCUGAAUCUAAGAGGAAAGAGACAAUCUUGAUUGCACAAGAAGCAAUUGACAAAUUUUAUGAAGAAUAUAAUGAGAAGAAGGCGCGAGCACACAAUGCCAACAAACAAGAGGAAGAAACAUUCUUACAAGAACGAGACGAUCUCACCUCAGGUACAGCAUGGGAACGUAUUUGCAAGCAAGUCGAUCUCUCAAACGCACAAAGUAAGUCGAACGUUAGACACGUCAAAGAUGUCAGUCGAUUUAGAGAAUUGCUUUUGAGCUUGAAAAAAGAUGAGAAUUCACCGGGUGCAGGUGGAUAUUAG